AUGUUAAACAAACAUUGCUUUGAAGCUUUAGACAGAUCUCUUAAUGACAUUAUGAAGACUCAGUUUACCCAUGAUUAUGGCAUUCCAUUCGGAGGUAAAGUUGUGGUACUAGGAGGCGACUUUAAACAAAUACUUCCAGUUAUUUCCAAAGGAAGUCGUUCAGAAAUUGUCGGUUCAGCUAUCAAUUCUUCAUAUUUGUGGAAGCAUUGCAAGGUAAUGAAGCUGACUAUUAAUAUGAGAUUGCAAAAUGCUACAUCGACUUCUUCAGCUGCAGAAAUAAAAGAGUUUGCAGAUUGGUUGCUUCAAGUGGGAGAUGGUACAGUUAAAACGAUUGAUGGGGAAGAAACACUUAUUGAGAUUCCUCCAGAUCUUCUUAUUGAACAGUGUAAGGAACCGUUGCUUGAAUUAGUUAAUUUUGCAUAUCCAAAACUUGCAAAUAAUUUGCAAAAAAAUUCAUUCUUUCAAGAAAGAGCGAUCAUUGCACCAACACUUGAAUGUGUAGAGGAAAUCAACAACUUUAUGUUAGCAAUGAUUCCUGGUGAUGAAACAGAAUAUUUGAGUUGUGAUACUCCGUGCAAGUCAGACGAAGAUUCGGGUGUCAAUGCAGAAUGA
Lotus japonicus is the source of this 612-nucleotide messenger RNA. RefSeq lists its product as uncharacterized. Bases 1 to 612 code for a protein of 203 amino acids. Gene Ontology annotation, biological process: telomere maintenance; DNA repair. Lineage: Eukaryota; Viridiplantae; Streptophyta; Magnoliopsida; Fabales; Fabaceae. The record is from RefSeq and is a predicted model, not a curated record. Gene Ontology annotation, molecular function: DNA helicase activity. The transcript has a single exon.